AUGUCGAACAUCCCAUCCUCCGUACCAGAGCAGUACCGACCAGGUUUCUUGCCUCCCUCCAUCGCUAAACAGGCUCAGGAUGCGUUACCAGGUAAACAAGUGCCCUUAAACCCGCCUCCUUUAGACGACGUGUUGGCAGAUGGAACAAAGUAUAAAGCGGCGGGUAAACUAGAAGGGAAGAACGCUGCUAUUACUGGGGGUGAUUCCGGUAUUGGUAGAGCCGUGGCUAUCUUGUACGCUCUAGAAGGUGCAAAUGUUCUGAUCCAGUACCAACCAGCCGAGGAAGAAGACGCCAAGAACACUAAGGAAUACAUCUCGAAGGUAGCUCCAAAGGCCAAAGUAGAACUUGUCGCUCAAGAUCUGAGGGAUGAGAAGGGGGCUUUGGAAUUGGUCGAUAAGAUCAAGAAGUGGAGUGGCGGUGAAUUGCAUGUUCUCGUGAACAACGCUGCGACUCAAAACGAAGUCGAGCAUAUUGAAGAUCUCCCUUCCGACCAAUGGAGACAUGUUUUCGACGUCAACAUCCACGCUAUUUUCUACCUCACCAAGAACCUUAUUCCGAUUAUACCUUGGGGAGGAUCAAUCAUCAACAACGCUUCGAUCAACCCAUUCGUCGGUCACCCGAAAUUACUAGAUUAUACAGCUACGAAGGGAGCUAUCGUUGGAUUCACCAGGGCUUUAUCCAAUCAAAUUGUGAAGGAGAAAGGUAUCAGAGUAAACGCUGUCUGUCCUGGACCAAUCUGGACCCCUCUUAUCCCCGCAACCAUGACCAAGGAGUCACUCGAAAACUUCGGUCCAAGUACUCCUAUCGGUCGAGCGGGCCAACCCGUCGAAGUAGCCACCGCGUUCGUGUUCCUCGCUAGCGCCGAUUCGUCCUACUUCACCGCCCAAUGUUUCCACGUGAAUGGUGGUUCCGCCUACUAA
Molecule: messenger RNA, 921 nt
Organism: Kwoniella botswanensis
Lineage: Eukaryota; Fungi; Basidiomycota; Tremellomycetes; Tremellales; Cryptococcaceae
Exons: 6
Coding region: 1-921 (306 amino acids)
Molecular function (GO): oxidoreductase activity
Source: RefSeq, a predicted model, not a curated record